GGCGAAUUUCGGGCCAAGCAUCGAUUGUGUAGUUAGCACCUUCUGGAAAGGGGGGAAGUGCAAACCAAAUAACAAUGAUCUCUGCGCGCCUUCCUAAAUAACCCCAUAUCACCAAACUGUCAGCUCACCAUGGCCUCCUAUCACCGAGUUUUGGGCGUCUUCGGCAAGUCCGUCAAGGACAAAACGCUGGAGUGCGAUUGCGAUAUUCAUCCAUGGGAAAUCAAAAUCAACGGUGAACAAUGGCCAGGAAAGAUCCGCCUCAUUGGGUUUGUGGAUGUGUUUUUCCUUUUCUCCUACUCGGCCAACGCACGCUUCGAGAAGGGAGUCAUUGUCUACAAGGAACGAUACGACCUUGAAAACCUCCUUCAGCAAAGGGAUGAAGCACGUGCGAAAGCUGGAGAGAAGAUUGUCGAGGGACAUUUCGAGAAUGCUAGCAAAGAGUCUCUCUAUAGUUCUGCUGCUCCAGAAACUCCUUUGUCAAGUUUGCCAAGCCAGGAAGGCAAGGUGAAAGAAAUUAAGUCUGAGGUGGUCGAACUCGGUCCCGAGACGCCGGGCUCGUCUUCUCCGUUGGAGAGCAAACAAGGCAUGUUCUCCACAAACCAAUCCACGGAGGAUAAAAAACGUCUGGACCGUCUAGAGUUUGAAAACACGACAUUGUACAAAGUACGCAGCUUGGGCUACGAAGUGGGUCUCAAGAACCGAUAUCCAGUCUCCUCCAUUCAGGAAUGGGUCAUCGAGAUCAACAAGCCCUACCAUCGGGCACUGAGGCGACGCAUUAAGCGGGCCAUAAAAGAACACACGACCACUGAGCUCUUAGAGGAUGUGGUUAGAUGUGGGUUUAUUUCACAUGGUCAACUGGCCGGCCACGUUCUGUCCAAGUAUCUCGUUGGGGGUGUUUUGGAUGAUACUCUGACGAAGUAUAUCGAGGGAUUGGCGGUGGGAAAUGGGGCAGGAAGGGUGCCACUAGCCAACGAGGGGUAUUGAGUAUAGACAUCUGUAUUAAGGAUCUGGAUACCGGUUGAGUGUUGGAUGUGACUGUGGUUAGUGCUCAUGAUUGAAUGGGUUGUGAUAGUGGUUCAUGAUUGUUGUUGUAGUUAUAGUUGCUUCUAGAAUAGGAAAUGUUAUGGAG
Molecule: messenger RNA, 1129 nt
Organism: Aspergillus vadensis CBS 113365
Lineage: Eukaryota; Fungi; Ascomycota; Eurotiomycetes; Eurotiales; Aspergillaceae
Exons: 5
Coding region: 130-984 (284 amino acids)
Source: RefSeq, a predicted model, not a curated record